Messenger RNA from Stegastes partitus (bicolor damselfish), 5698 nucleotides. RefSeq names its product Janus kinase 1 (gene jak1). The transcript has 26 exons. NCBI's taxonomy places the organism in Eukaryota, Metazoa, Chordata, Actinopteri, Pomacentridae. Gene Ontology annotation, molecular function: non-membrane spanning protein tyrosine kinase activity; ATP binding; growth hormone receptor binding. Gene Ontology annotation, cellular component: membrane; cytoskeleton; cytosol. The record is from RefSeq and is a predicted model, not a curated record. The coding region runs from base 311 to 3844 and encodes 1177 amino acids. Gene Ontology annotation, biological process: cell differentiation; growth hormone receptor signaling pathway via JAK-STAT; cell surface receptor signaling pathway via JAK-STAT.
UGUCAGGAAGAGUGAGCACGAACACAGGACCGCUGUACGUCCGCUAUAGCUGCCUAACGCCAACAAAUUCCGCGGAAUUUACCUCGUCUUUCUUUCCCUCUGGAUACUGGAUAUUUUUAUUGGGACGGUUUGAAAUCAAAUUAGGUCGACAAGAGUCACUUGAAGCCUUCCAGAGAGGAGCUCCAACUUGGGCGAAGCUUCAAAUGUACUAAGCGAAACGGAAGUUGCCAGCUGUCUGGCGACGAUUGAUCUACGAGAGACAGAAGCAGACAGUUGAGUUUACGUAGAAAGAGGAAGACUGAGCAUCUGAAUGCCAACUCUGUGGGUGAUGGAGUUGAGCAGGCAACUCUGUUUGAAAAUGAGGAGAAAUAGGAGGGCCCAACUCUCCUCCCCUCCUGCUUCCACGUGGGGCCUGGAGAUCCACUUUUACUUACCAGAGAUGAACCAGCUGGAGUACUUUAAAGGCUGCUUCACUGCUGAGGACCUCUGUGUGGCUGCUGCCAAGAAAUGCUCAAUCUCUCCCUUGUGCCAUAACCUAUUCGCCCUGUACAAUGAGAAAACUGGCACCUGGUAUCCCCCCAACUAUGAGUUCAAGAUCACAGAAAAUACCAGUAUCAAGCUGCACUAUCGCAUGAGGUUUUAUUUCAGGAACUGGCAUGGCACCACUGAAGGAGAGUCACCAGUUUGGAGACACUGCAUCAGUAAACUUAGAGGAGGACACAGCCCACAGAAAACACCAGAGGGAACACCCCUACUGGAUGCUGCUUCACUGGACUACCUGUUUGCGCAGGGCCAGCAUGACUUUCAGAUAGGCAUGGUUCCACUGAGGACGUCCCAGUCAGAGGCAGAGCAACACGAGAUAGAAAAUGAGUGUUUGGGCAUGGCUGUGCUCGCCAUCACUCACUAUGCCAUGAUUCUGGAGAUGCCACUCUCCACUGCUUCGCGUGAAGUCAGCUACAAACGAUUCAUCCCAGAGUCGCUGAACCGCAACAUUAAGCAACGGAACUUUUUGACUCGCAUCCGCAUCAACAAUGUGUUCAAGAAAUUCCUCAAUGAAUUCAACAAUCGCACAGUCCAGGACAGCAACAUUACACCGUACGACCUGAAGAUCAAGUACCUGGCCACAUUGGAGGGCUUGACCAACAGCCUGGGCAGCGAAAUACUUGAGCCCAUCUCACUCAGUGUAAUGCAAGAGGGGGAGCUCUGCAAUGGAGGUUACUUUGGGUACUACAACCAGAGCCAAGGGCAGAGCCAGACUCAGAACAUGGAGACAAGCCAUGACAUGCAGGUCCUGGUUACUGGUACCACUGGUAUUUCCUGGAGGAAGAAACCUGUUACGACAUCUGGGAUCUCCAAAGAAAAGGGAAGGUCAAAGAAGAACAAGCAGGAUGGAAAACUGAAAAAUGACAGAAAUAAAGAGGCAAACGAAGGCUGGGUGCUGCUCUGUGACUUUCAUGAGAUCACUCACGUUGUCAUCAGAGAGGCAACAGUCACCAUCCUCACACAGGACAACAAGAAGAUGGAGAUGCAAAUGGAUUCUCGGGCUGAGGCCCUGUCCUUUGCAGCCCUUGUGGACGGGUACUUCAGGUUGACAGUGGAUGCCCACCACUACCUGUGCAAGGAGGUAGCCCCAGCAUCAGUGGUGCAGAACACCAACAACGGUUGCCACGGACCCAUCUGUACGGAGUAUGCCAUCCACAAGCUCCGUCAGGAAGGCAACGAGGAGGGCGCUUACAUCCUGCGCUGGAGCUGUACUGAUUACCAGUACAUCAUCAUUACUGUGGUCUGCAAUGAGAUCGACUUGAGGGAGUCUCGUACUGUGCGCCAGUAUAAGAACUUCCAGAUUGAAGUUGCCGCCGAUGGGUUCCGUCUGUACGGCACCGAGACGUUGCGUCCGACUCUCAAGGAGCUGCUGUGCCACCUGGAGGGCCAAAAUCUCCGUACCGACAACCUCCAGUUCCAACUGCUCCGCUGCUGCCCCCCACAGCCAAGAGAGAUUUCUAACCUGCUGGUGGUCACUAAGGACAGAGCACCAGUCCCUCAGACACACAUGCAGGACAGUCAACUUAGCUUCCACCGCAUUCUCAAGGAGGAGAUUGAACAGGAAGAGCACCUCGGCCUGGGAACUAAAACCAACAUCUACUCCGGCAUACUGAAAGUGAAGAGUGAGGAGGAAGAAGAUGUAGGUUACUCAUCCUUCCAGGAAGUCAAAGUUGUCCUGAAGGUGCUGGGUUCUGGACACAGGGACAUCUCCCUGGCCUUCUUUGAAACAGCCAGUAUGAUGCGGCAAGUGUCCCAUAAACACAUUGUGCUACUCCACGGAGUGUGUGUCCGCCACCUGGAAAAUAUCAUGGUGGAGGAGUUUGUCCAACUAGGACCACUGGACUUGUUUAUGAGGAGACAGCAGAGUCCACUCAGCACGCCAUGGAAGUUCCAGGUGGCCAAGCAGCUGGCCUCAGCUCUCAGCUACUUGGAGGACAAAAAGCUGAUCCAUGGCUUUGUGUCCGCUAAGAACAUCCUGCUGGCCCGGGACGGACUGGGUGCAGAUGAAGGAGGGCCCUUCAUCAAGCUCAGCGACCGAGGAAUACCAAUCACAGUACUCACCAGGGAGGAGUGUGUGCAUCGUAUCCCGUGGAUCGCUCCAGAGUGUGUGAAGAGUGUGUCCGCCCUGAGUGUCGCAGCCGACAAAUGGGGAUUUGGUACCACCCUGUGGGAGAUCUGCUACGAUGGAGAGACUCCCCUCAAGGACAAGAAACUCACUGAGAAGGAGAGGUUUUAUGAAACAGAGUGCCAACUGGCCACACCAGACUGCAAAGAGCUGGCUGAACUCAUGACCCACUGCAUGAACUACGACCCCAAGAAGAGACCUUUCUUCAGGGCUAUCGUCAGAGACAUAGACAUGCUGGAAGAGAAAAACCCAUCUAUCAAACCCCAGCCUACACCAGAGGUGGACCCAACCAUGUUUGAAAAGAGAUUCCUGAGAAAGAUCAGAGAACUGGGAGAGGGUCACUUUGGCAAGGUGGAGUUGUGUCGUUAUGAUCCACGGGGCGACAGAACAGGCGAGCUGGUGGCAGUGAAGUCGCUCAAGCCUGAGAACCAAGAAGAGCAGAGCAGUAACCUCUCCAGUGAGAUUGAAAUCCUGAAGGAACUCUACCAUGAAAAUAUUGUGAAAUACAAGGGUAUCUGCCAAGAGGAAGGUGGUCAGGCUAUUAAGCUGAUCAUGGAGUAUCUUCCAAUGGGCAGUUUGAAGGAGUAUCUACCCAGAAACAAAUGCAAGACCAGCCUCAGCACCCUGCUCAGCUACUCUGUCCAGAUAUGCAGGGGAAUGGACUAUUUGGGAUCUCAGCAUUACAUCCACCGGGACCUGGCUGCCCGAAAUGUGUUAGUGGAGAAUGAGAGGACAGUGAAGAUCGGAGACUUUGGUCUCACCAAGACCAUCAAGGACAAUGAGGGUUAUUAUACCGUCAAGGAUGACCACGACAGCCCUGUUUUCUGGUAUGCUCCAGAAUGUCUGACUCAGUGUAAGUUUUACCUGGCUUCAGACGUUUGGUCCUUCGGGGUGACAAUGUACGAACUCAUCACCUACUGCGACUCGUCCAAGAGCCCGAUGACGCGUUUCCUGGAUAUGAUUGGUCGAACUCACGGUCAGAUGACUAUCAUCCGACUGGUGAAGGUGUUGCAAGAAGGAAGGAGGUUGCCGCGUCCAGAGGGAUGUCCUGAGCCUGUGUACGAGCUGAUGCGCAGGUGCUGGGAGCAGGCGCCUGACAGGAGGAUCACCUUCAAGCGUCUGAUCGAGGAUCUGACCACCAUGCAGCAACAGCUCCAAUCCCCAAACAACGUCUAAACGUCCAACUGCGUGAGGUUUGGGGGAGUGAAGCUGACUCUGCCUGCAGACUUGGGACCAGACGGCAAAACUGGCCCCAGAUCAGCAUCUGCUUGUGCAGCUUCACUGUACUGAGAGACAAAAGCCAUGCUUCCUCAUAGUGGCAUAUAAACCUUCCAUAACCAUGGCACGGCAAGACUCAAAGUCUAACCAUAAUUGUAGUCUGCCAUAUUUUAUAACUUUUUUUUUUUUAUUAUUCUGAUAUUUCAUAUUUUGAAUUAUAAGCAUUUGGGAUUAAACAAAGCUUGUAGCCUUAGCCCACGCUAUAUGUGACCUGAUAUAUUACUUCCAAUUGUAUCAAAAACAUGUAAUUGUCUGCACUGUGUGAAACGUCAAACUCAUGUGGACUUUAUCAGGCUUAUCUCUGAGGAGCUUAUAGUAAUGUGGAUGAUAUUGCUUCUCAUUGAUGGACGCUGGAAAGAUGGAAAAUGAGCCAAGAAAGGACCUGUGUAGCGCUUACUUUCACACAGUUCAACGGUUGCACGGCCUCCUUUGCGACAGACGCAGAGUGGAUCUUUGAUAAAUCAUGAUGAAAACUGCUGGAAUGGAUGGGAUGAGGAAGAUGGAACAUAGAUGUUAGCACAGAUACCGAAGAUGUGGUUUCCGUCUUUCAUGCCGCUGCUGUUUGUUUCAUGGACUCCGCUGUUUUGGGAAAAUUGCCUGAAGAAUUGUUUUUUUUUUUUUUUGUCUUCAGAGAGCCAUGGAGUUAGCUGUGAAACGUCUGGAUUUGCUGUUCAUGAUGUGCAAAUGCAGUCACUGAGAAGUGGCAUCGAGUCGGCGCCAGUAAUCAGUCAGCAGUAUUCCUCUCUUUGCAUUGCUUUUACUUUGGAGUAACGGUUUUAAAGCUAAAAUGUUAAACAUUCAAUGGUUCUAGUGUCUUAAUUGCGAGUGUUUUUGGCUUUUCUUUGUUUGGACAGUUGGUUAGACAAAACAAGUAAUUCAAAGACAUUGUCUUUUAGGUUUUAGAAAACUGAGCCACUUUGUAGGAUUUUUUUGGACCAAUUAUUUGAGAAAUGAUUGCAAAGAAGAUUUUUUUUUUCUUCGUGAAGGAGCUGUCUAACUGCAUUUGCACAGGAACAGUAAAUUGAUUUUUUUUUUUUUUCUUUGUUGAGUUAAGUCUCCCCAGUCGUAUUGUAUGAGAACUAAUGUACUGGAUGUUUUAUUAUGAAUGUUAGUCGUGCCUAAAUCAUACAGCAGCACUUGUUAAACCUGUUAAACCAGUGAGUACCUGUGAAAGACACUUGGGGGCAGUAUAACUUCACUUUUCCUCUCAUUUUGCUGUUAUGUAGCUUUACACACAAGUUGGGGUAUGCCAGAUCCACAAAUACUCUAUGAAAUGUCUAUGCUGUUAUAGUUGCAUAAUAUGGCAAGAAAAACAGCCAAGAGUGAUUUUACCGGUUAUCCGCAGGGCAUUUUAUGUUUUUUUUUUUUUUUUUUUUUUUUUUAAUUUUCAAAAAUUAUAUAAAUCCUUCAAGAGACAUGAAACAAUUAUAAUGAUGUAAACCGAUCUGAGCAGAGGGUUUUGUUCUGGUAUUGAAAUCUUGCCCAGUCACAUCACAGGACAACAGUCAGUUCUACUAAAUGCACACGUGAAUGUUGGCAAAAAGACGACAACACAGGGGCCGUCAAGAGGACAAAAUGCGCUUCAGUCCACAUUUUAUUUAGGAAUGUAAAAGACAGUUCCUUCUGCUCUAAAUAAGAGAAAAGAAAUAUAUAUAUAUUUUUCAAAAAAAAAAAAAUUAAGAUGAACGUAUGACUUAUGGAAGGUAAAAGUAUCCAUAAAUACACAAUGAAAAAAUAAAUAAAAUCAAUGUU